Molecule: messenger RNA, 3639 nt
Organism: Penicillium taxi
Lineage: Eukaryota; Fungi; Ascomycota; Eurotiomycetes; Eurotiales; Aspergillaceae
Product: coatomer subunit alpha
Exons: 6
Coding region: 1-3639 (1212 amino acids)
Biological process (GO): intracellular protein transport; intra-Golgi vesicle-mediated transport; retrograde vesicle-mediated transport, Golgi to endoplasmic reticulum
Cellular component (GO): COPI vesicle coat
Molecular function (GO): protein binding; structural molecule activity
Source: RefSeq, a predicted model, not a curated record
AUGCAGUCCUCUCCAAACAUGCUCACCAAGUUUGAGUCAAAAUCUUCCAGAGCCAAAGGAAUCGCAUUCCAUCCGAAACGGCCAUGGAUUCUCGUUUCUCUUCACUCUUCUACCAUUCAGCUUUGGGACUACCGCAUGGGAACACUCAUUGACCGCUUCGAAGAACACGAUGGUCCUGUCCGCGGAAUUGACUUCCACCCUACCCAACCCCUGUUUGUCUCCGGAGGUGAUGACUACAAGAUCAAGGUCUGGAACUACCAGACUCGGAGGUGCUUGUUUACACUGAAUGGACACUUGGAUUAUGUGCGCACGGUAUUCUUCCACCCAGAGCUCCCCUGGAUUCUGUCUGCGUCCGAUGACCAGACCAUUCGGAUCUGGAACUGGCAGAACCGAUCGUUGAUCUGUACCAUGACCGGUCACAAUCACUAUGUCAUGUGCGCUCAGUUCCACCCUACUGAGGACCUCAUCGCCUCUGCCUCUCUCGACCAGUCUGUGCGUAUCUGGGAUAUCUCCGGUCUGCGAAAGAAACACUCCGCACCGACCUCGAUUUCCUUCGAAGAUCAGAUGGCCCGAGCCAAUCCCAACCAGGCUGAUAUGUUUGGCAACACCGACGCCAUUGUAAAGUUUGUUUUGGAAGGUCAUGACCGUGGUGUCAACUGGGUGUCGUUCCACCCCACAUUGCCAUUGAUUGUGUCGGCGGGUGAUGACCGACUUGUCAAGCUCUGGCGGAUGAGCGAUACCAAGGCCUGGGAAGUUGAUACUUGCCGUGGCCAUUUCCAGAACGCAUCAGGAUGUUUAUUCCACCCACACCAAGACCUCAUUCUUUCCGUCGGUGAAGACAAGACAAUCCGUGUCUGGGAUCUCAACAAACGGACUUCCGUGCAGUCUUUCAAGCGUGACCAAGACCGAUUCUGGGUUAUCGCUGCCCACCCCAAGAUGAAUUUGUUUGCUGCGGGACAUGAUACCGGUGUCAUGGUCUUUAAAUUGGAACGGGAGCGACCUGCAUCAGCUGUACACAUGAACCAGCUUUUCUAUAUCACAAAGGAGAAACACGUCAAGUCAUAUGACUUCUCGAAGAAUAUUGAUUCUCCUCCUAUGCUCUCUCUGCGCAAGCUGGGCUCUCCAUGGGUCCCUCCUCGCACUGUUUCUUACAACCCUGCCGAACGCGCUAUUCUUGUCACAUCUCCGGCUGAUGAAGGAACUUACGAAUUGAUCCACCUGCCUCGUGACGCUACUGGGGCGGUCGAGCCCACUGAUGUCAAGCGUGGCCGAGCUACAUCUGCGGUCUUUGUUGCCCGUAACCGCUUCGCGGUCUUCAACCCCUCAAGCUCGCAAGUCGAUAUCAAGGAUCUUAGCAACUCCACAACCAAGACAAUUACUCAUCCGGUCGGUACAACAGACAUCUACUUCGGUGGCACUGGCUGCCUCCUGUUUAUCACUCCCACCACCGUUGUCCUCUUCGACAUUCAACAAAAGAAACAGUUGGCGGAGGUCGCUGUCAGCGGUGUGAAGUAUGUGGUGUGGUCUAAUGAUGGCCUCUACUGUGCUCUGCUUAGCAAACACAAUGUGACUAUCGUUACCAAGACUCUUGAGCAAGUUAGCACUUUGCAUGAAACUAUUCGUAUCAAGAGUGCCACCUGGGACGAUGCCGGUGUUUUGAUCUACUCUACCCUCAACCACGUCAAGUACUCUCUUCUCAACGGUGACAACGGAAUCAUUCGCACACUUGAUCAGACAGUUUACCUUGUCCGUGUCAAGGGACGCAGUGUGUACUGUCUGGAUCGCAAUGCCCAGCCUCAGAUCCUGGAUAUCGAUCCGACUGAGUACCGAUUCAAGCUUUCUCUUGUCAAGCGCAACUACGACGAAAUGCUUCAGAUUAUCAAGAACUCAAGUUUGGUUGGUCAGAGCAUUAUCUCAUAUCUGCAAAAGAAGGGCUACCCAGAGAUUGCUCUGCAAUUCGUGCAAGACCCUCAGACUCGCUUUGAUCUGGCUCUUGAGUGCGGAAACUUGGACGUCGCUAUCGAGAUGGCUCGAGAGCUUGACCGCCCCAACUUCUGGACCCGACUGGGAGAAGAGGCUUUAGCCCAUGGUAAUCACCAGACUGUUGAGAUGACUUAUCAAAAGCAGCGGAACUUUGACAAGCUGUCAUUCUUGUACCUUUCCACUGGUGACCAGGAGAAACUUGCUCGCAUGGCUAAGAUUGCAGAGCACCGUGGAGAUUUCGUCUCCCGUUUCCAAAAUGCCAUCUACCGCGGCGAUGUUGAAGAUCGUAUCCAGAUGUUCAAGGAGGUUGACUUGUAUCCUCUGGCCUAUCUCACGGCCAAGUCACAUGGCUUGACUGAGGAAGCUGAGUCUAUCCUCGAGGCCUGCGGACUCACAGAGGACCAGAUCGUCCUGCCUUCCAUCGAAGAGCCCUUGAACGUUCCCAAUCCUAUUGUUUCGACCUUCAACGCUAACUGGCCUUUCAAGGCUGCCGGCCACUCUUCGUUUGAGAAAGCUUUGCUCGGUGAGGUCGGCGGCGCUGACGAAGAGAACGGCGCUGACAGCUUCGAGCUGGCGGAGGAGGAGCAAGGCCAUGGUCUUGCCCAAGAAGCCCUUGAGGAUGAGGAAGAAGACGCCUCUGGAUGGGAUAUGGGUGAUGAUAUUAACGUUGAAGAGGACGUUGAAUUUGUCAACGUUGAAAGCGCCGAGGCAGGUGCGGGCAGCUCGGAGGCUGAUAUGUGGGCUCGCAACUCUCCCUUGGCAGCUGACCACGUCGCUGCCGGUUCCUUUGACACUGCCAUGCAGCUCUUGAACCGCCAAGUUGGUGCAGUUCAGUUCGCCCCCCUCAAGAGCCGAUUCCUUGAAAUCUUCAAGGCUUCCAAGACGUAUCUCCCCGCCACCCCUGGCCUGCCCCCGCUGGUCAACUAUGUGCGGAGAACUACCGAGGAGACAGAUGGCCGCAAGGUUCUCCCCAUCAUCCCACGUGAUCUGGAGACUAUCGCCAGUGUCGACCUGCAAGAGGGUUACGGCACCAUGCGUGCCAACAAACUAGAGGAGGGUGUGAGAAUCUUCAGAAACAUCAUCCACACACUCUUGGUCAACACUGUUUCUUCAGAGGCGGAGGUCGAGCAAGCGAAGAAGAUCAUUCAGACUGCACGGGAAUACAUCCUUGCCAUGUCCAUCGAGCUCCAGCGCCGCUCUCUCACAUCGGAUCCAGAAAAUCUCAAGCGCAGUCUCGAGCUAUCUGCCUACUUUACCAUUCCUAAGCUGGAGGUGGCUCACCGCCAGCUGGCACUGAUGGCUGCCAUGAAGUUCUCCUUUGCCAACAGGAACUACAACUCUGCCCUAGGCUUCGCCAAUCGAAUGUUGGCUAACGGCGGCUCCCCCAAGCUUCUUGAUCAGGCCCGCAAGAUCAAGGCUCAAUGCGAGCGUAACCCCUCAGACGCGAUUGACAUUGAGUUUGACCAGUUUGCCGAGUUCGACAUCUGCGCUGCCUCAUUUACUCCCAUCUUCAGCGGUUCACCUUGUGUGACCGAUCCCUUCACUGGCGCCAAGUACCACGAGCAGUACAAGGGUACAGUUUGCCGGAUAUCCGAAGUGACUGAGAUCGGUGCCCCUGCCAGCGGUCUGCGUCUGUUCGUCCCUAAUCAAUACUAA